Molecule: messenger RNA, 906 nt
Organism: Schistocerca nitens (vagrant locust)
Lineage: Eukaryota; Metazoa; Arthropoda; Insecta; Orthoptera; Acrididae
Exons: 5
Coding region: 1-906 (301 amino acids)
Source: RefSeq, a predicted model, not a curated record
AUGGAACCAUCGCCACAGGCAACCAAACACCAAGAGGGCGGCAACAAUGCAGGAGAGUCCAAGCCACUACAUUGCAAUAUUUAUCCGGGAGAUGGUGGCGCCAGUGCCGACCUGAAAACUGACAUCCUCAGUAAAAAGGCGGAGCAUUUGAUCCGCGACGGGUUCCAGCCGCGCCUUCCGACUUCGCUGCCGCCCCCAGGGCAGCAGCAGCAGCCGUCGCCGCUACCACGCCGACAGCCCGUCCCGUUGAUGCCUCCCGCGCAGCUUCAUACGGGAGCGCCCCGGGUGGUCGCUCCAGCGCCUGCGGUCCCUCUUCAGUCGCCGCCGCCUUCGGAGCUGAUGGACGUCGACCCCUCAGCCGGGCCGCCUUCCCAAGCGGUGGCUGUGCAGCCUGUCCUGCAGCCGCUUUCCUUGGGCACCCCCAAGGAGUCUGACACCGCAGCGCCUUGUCCGGCGCCCACUCAGCAGCCGUCGACGCAGCGUCAGGAGACGCUGCCUCUCUUCGUGGGUCCCGACGCCCCGUCGCGUCCAGUACCAGAAGCUGCACCCGUGGUCACAGGCGUGCACCCUGACCUCGGUUUUCAGUCGGUGUUUCCCGAGGCCCCGCGCAGCCAAUGCUGGGGUGCGGACCGGAGACUGCCACCGACAACAGUCUCCGCCCCGGACCUGCGCAACCUGCCAAGCAGAACACUGCCGCCUCCCGACAGUUCUCUCAAAACCCGGAGCAGCUUCAUUUCUAAUGAACCAGCUUUAAGCCCAAGAAGGCCUGAGAGUAACAACCUCAGGAUAAAGGCAAGUAGCUGUACAGGACAGAAGAGUUGGACCUUGACUAAGAACAUUAAGCCGGCUGAAAUUCAUCAACUUGUAAAUAUUUAUGGUGAGAAAGUGGAUGAGACUGUUUGUUGA